Messenger RNA from Solea senegalensis (Senegalese sole), 1950 nucleotides. It is a transcript of the gene tmod2, whose product is annotated as tropomodulin 2. Lineage: Eukaryota; Metazoa; Chordata; Actinopteri; Pleuronectiformes; Soleidae. Gene Ontology annotation, molecular function: tropomyosin binding. The record is from RefSeq and is a predicted model, not a curated record. The transcript is spliced from 10 exons. Gene Ontology annotation, cellular component: myofibril; striated muscle thin filament. Gene Ontology annotation, biological process: pointed-end actin filament capping; muscle contraction; myofibril assembly. Bases 227 to 1267 code for a protein of 346 amino acids.
UCUUCCUGUGUUGCCGCCCUUGCUUGGGUUCAGUCAGAGAGAAAAUCAUCCAGCGCUGAAGGAAUCGCUUUCACUGGAAAGUCUGGUCUUCGCCGGGGGAAACACUAGCUCGUUCCCGUUCGCCUCAGGUCGCCUCUCCUCGCUCUGGAGCUGUGAGCCCUUGAAGGGACAUUGUGGCUGUGGUCUACUGCUGUUCUCGGGUGUUUCUUAGCAAACUAUAGCCACCAUGGCGUUGUCGUUCAAGAAGGACCUGGAGAAGUACAAGGAUCUGGACGAAGAUGAGAUCCUCAACAAUCUGUCGGCGGAGGAGCUGAAGCAGCUGGAGACGGCCCUCGAGGAGAUGGAUCCUGAGAAUGCUCUUCUCCCAGCCGGUUUACGCCAGAAGGACCAGACAUCUAAGACGGUUUCAGAACCCUUUGACAGGGACCGCCUGCUCAAAUACCUGGAGAAGGAAGCAAUGGAACACAAGGACAGAGAGGAUGUAGUUCCCUUCACUGGAGAGAAAAAAGGUAAAGUAUUUAUCCCCAAGCAGAAACCGCUCGAGGCGCGCCAGGAAGAUGUCACGACCCUCGAUCCAGAAUUAGAGGAAGCUUUGUCCAGCGCCACAGACACAGAACUGUGUGAUCUAGCAGCGAUCCUUGGUGUUCACACACUGGUCACCAGCAGUCAGACAUACGAUGGCACCGGAACGAAAGAAGGUUACAACAAUGUGAUCAAAGGCGAGAAAAUGAACCCGGUGUUUGACGAGCCGCCCAAUCCCACCAACGUCGAAGAAACCCUGCAGAGGAUAAAAAGCAACGACAGUUCAUUAACAGAGGUCAACCUCAACAACAUUAAGAACAUUCCAAUUCCCACCCUGAAAGACAUUGCCAAAGCCAUGGAGACAAACACGCACGUGAAGAAGUUCAGUAUGGCAGCAACGCGGAGUAACGACCCAGUCGCUGUGGCGUUCGGUGAAAUGCUGCGGGAAAACAAAGUGCUGCAAAGUUUGAACUUGGAAUCCAACUUCAUUACCGGAGUGGGGGUGCAGGCUUUGGUUAGCGCGCUGCGAGAUAACGAAGCACUCACAGAGAUCAAGAUAGACAACCAGAGGCAGCAGCUCGGUACGACUGUAGAGAUGGAGAUAGCUAAAAUGUUGGAAGAGAACAAAAGCAUAGUGAAGUUCGGCUACCACUUCACCCAGCAGGGACCUCGCUCCAGAGCUGCUGCAGCCAUCACAAAAAACAACGACCUGGUCCGCAGGAGGCGAGUGGAAGGAGACGUGUAAAGCCCGAAACGUCUCCCCGCUAAUCCGGUGUAUUCAUCUCACCAUGUGGAAUAAUUUCAGCCAAUGCCCUGGUCUCAUCUCACUGUGUGGAAACUUCAGUCUUGUGCCAAACUGUGGAGCAAGGCGCACUCAACCAGAACAUACACCUGAGAAGAAGGGAAAUAACUGGAAUUGCCCUCUCCCAUUAUGCUUUUUUUCAUACUUUUUUGUUUAUCGUUGUUAUUGUUAUUUUUAUUAUGUUGAAAUUAUGUGUAAAUCUGAUUUAGUUUUUAGACAUUUCAUUUCAGCUGCCCCCUCCCCCCUCACUUUUUAUUUUAGUUGCCCUUUUUCCCUUUUAUACUGUGCUAUUAUCAUGGUAAAUAAACAUGAACAUUACUACAUAAGUAAAUGAAGCGACAGUUAACCGCUUUGUAAAGAAAACACAGUAAUGUGCUUCAAGAAUACUCUGUAGUGUCCUUCCAUAAUACUCACAAUAAUGCUAUUGAGGCUGAAGAUUCUGGUGGGAUUCCUGUAGAAUAAUGCUGGGGAAUAGCUCUGCAGACAUUAGUCUUAAUAUACUGUUAAUACCUAUAGUGCAGUAAUGGUAACAUCCCAGUUGUAUUGUUUUUGUCACAGGAUUUUGUGAUUCGCAGGUGUUGUGUACUGGAGUUGCCUUGUAAAAAAAAAAAGCCAGCGUGACUCGG